AUGAUUGAUUUGCAAAGGGUGACACGAGCACAGGUAACAGAACACAAUACUGGUAGUAGUUCAUGGAUCUGCAUCGAGAACAAAGUUUAUGACCUCACGACAUUUCUAGAUGAGCACCCAGGAGGUAGUGAAGUAUUGCUAAGGGUAGCUGGUAGUGACGCUACCGAAGCGUACGAAGAUGUCGGACAUUCUACAGAUGCCCGACUUCUGAAGGAGCAAUAUUUGGUGGCCGAAAUAGUUGAUGAGGAAAAGGUGACAUAUUCAAAUGAUAAGGAGAAAUGGUUCGAGAAAGAAACCGAUAAAGCUGGAAAUAAAAGUGAUUCAGCUGCAACGGAUCCGGUGGUAAUUAUUGCGCUAUUGGCAGUAAUAUUUGCUAUCAUAUAUUACUUCUUGUUUUAUUAA
Messenger RNA from Cercopithifilaria johnstoni, 402 nucleotides. Lineage: Eukaryota; Metazoa; Nematoda; Chromadorea; Rhabditida; Onchocercidae. The record is from the annotation of a GenBank genome assembly.